AUGGAAGGUCAAUUUAUUGUAGAUAAAGAAAUUGGUUCAGGUUCCAAUAAAACAAACCCACCAGGAUUUUGGAUUGGUUUCGAUGACGCUUUCUAUGCAGUUGCUGGAUAUCAAAUCCUUGCAAAUGGUCGUAUCGUAUAUUCUCAAGACAACGCAAGAGAAGAAGCAUAUAUAACUUCAAACUCACAAACUACCGAACAAAUAAAGAAAGUCGAUGUUUUCUCAAAGACUCGACAUGAAGAUGUAUGGAGUCAUUCGGGAACAUGCAGAACAGGACAAAUUGUUAGUGGUCCAAUUACAGCAGGAAAAUCAUUUGAUUUUAAGCUUCGUUUAAGAAUUCCUGUUAGAAGAUUCCUUCCAUUAGAAGCUAUUCGAUUUAUUCCAGCUUUUGCAGGAAACAUUCAGCUUAAAGUAAAGUUCAGUAGCGACGCCUUACAAUGCACAUCUAUAUCUGUAAAUGAUAUCAUUGCUUUCAAUCCAACUCUUAAAGUUGCAUUUGCUUCAGAUUCAAAUCCACCGACAAAUAAAUUUGUUCCAUGGAAUGAACCAUUCACUAUGAUAACGAAGGCAGUAGAAGCUAGUGGAACAGUUACUAUUACAACUGUAACCCAGCAACUAUUUCGAACAAAGAUGGAUUUUAAUGAAUGUUUUAUUCAUCCAAAGUCAUUCUCUUUAGACCCUAACAUUUAUACAGAACUUGUAGAACAUUAUACAAACGAGGCUUUAUGUUUUCCUGUUAAAGUUAUGGAUUGGAUUCCUAUGGAUG
This is a messenger RNA of Trichomonas vaginalis G3, 766 nucleotides long. RefSeq lists its product as uncharacterized. The record is from RefSeq and is a predicted model, not a curated record. The annotation marks the transcript as partial. The transcript has a single exon. Lineage: Eukaryota; Parabasalia; Trichomonadida; Trichomonadidae.